CGUCAACACUAAGCGGCCGACGUACACUAGCUCUUCAUGCUUCUGCUGAUUUUGAUUAAGAAAAUCUGCUGGGCUCGAUGUUUGCCGAUCAAUCGGUGUCGCUGUUCUCGAGGAAAAGACACUUGACAGUGAUCCUGUGAGAAACGUGGACAGAUGCUUUUUAGAUUUUCUGCUGGUGAGGAUGUUCGAACUGCAGGGAUCCUUUCUGCCAUGUGACGUCUUGACUCAAGGACUGGACAUCUAACUGGGUCUCCUGACUUGCACCUGGGCUGUGGUAGCCCCGCCCCAUGCCUGUAAUCCCCAUACCGCGUCGGGCGCGCAGUUUCCAUGGCCCCCACACCACCUGCAUGCACUCGGCCACGGGGUCGGCUCACUCCAACAGGCUGGAGCGUACCAAGUAUGACAACUUUGAUCUGUACCUGCGCUCCCGCUGCAUGUACAGCUUCCUGCGCUUCCUGCUGUUCUUCGGCUGCAGCCUGCUGACCUCCCUCCUUUGGGUGGCGCUGUCCACGCUCUUCUUCCUGCAGUACUUCUUUGUGCGCGUCCUGCUGCGGUUGCAGUACAAGCUGUCAGUCAUCCUGCUGCUGCUGGGACACCGCCGUCUGGACUUUGGUGUGGUUAGCGAACUGCUCAUCUACAGUAUGAAGAUCACCAUGUUCCUGGUGGGGGGCUUGGGCUCUUGCUUGAUGAUCUUUGUCGACAUGUAGUGAUGUUUUUCUACUUUGUCUGUGUGUGGAUGUGUAUAAGACAUGAGGAAACAGUGUCAGAGAGUGUGUGUUAAAGGUAUGAAUGUAUGCCAGUGUUCUCAUGUGCCUGUUUUUUCUGUUGGAAAAUGGAGAGUUGGUGCAUAUGUAAGUGGACACACCCAAUCGUCUAAGUGCAUGUGUGGAAGAAGUGCGACACCAUUGCAAGUCUGUCUGAGAGCACACUGAUGAAGCCCAUACGGAUGUGUGCGUUGUUUAGAAUGAUUCCUGUCAAGUGAUGUUAACCAGACCUGUCACGUUUUGUACUCCUCUACGGUCUUACUCUUGUAUCGUACUGCAAUUUUGUAACCCAACGCACUGUUAAAAACAUCUUGAGAGGAAUGUGAUAUCCGAGAAAUAAAAGU
This is a messenger RNA of Synchiropus splendidus (mandarinfish), 1108 nucleotides long. Its product is annotated as transmembrane protein 250. The record is from RefSeq and is a predicted model, not a curated record. The transcript is spliced from 3 exons. Bases 288 to 707 code for a protein of 139 amino acids. NCBI's taxonomy places the organism in Eukaryota, Metazoa, Chordata, Actinopteri, Syngnathiformes, Callionymidae.